AUGUCAACAGCGAUCGAAAGAUUGCCGACGGAAACACUACAUCAGAUUUUGGAUAAUCUCGAUGUUGAAACCAUUGUCAUUUCUUUGAGGCAAGUAUGCCGAAGGUUUCGUUCAGUUAUGCAAAGUUACAAUCGUUAUGUGUUCGAGUUCCGACAGACUUCGAAAUCAAAUUUGAGCCUUAUUUAUCGACUAGUUCGUCCUGAGAGCGUUAUUUCAUUGGUGCUGAGCGAUGAUAGAACACCCGGUCAAGUUAGUUUCUUCUUUUCAUUGCCUCAAAUUCAUAAAUUUUCUCGACUUCAAUCACUCGUUCUUCGGGAUAUUCAUGAACCACAGGUGGUUAGAAUUUUGAGACGAAUAAAACUCGACCAGCUGAAGUCAGUGGUAAUCAAAAUAGACAAAUACGAUGGCCGACGAAGAAUGACAACUGUUAACUUUUUGAGAUCCGUUGUCUCCCAACCGAAUCUUCGCAAACUUGACUUACAAAUCAACAGCAGGAGAUUUCAUCUAAUACAAUGGUCACGACCAAAUACCCUUCGUGAUUUAUCAAUUGAUGGAAAUAUGGAUGGUGAUCACUUAUACAAAAUUCUGCAGUGUUCACCCCUCUUACAAACACUAAAACUAAGACAAGGGCUCCCACUUACAAAUAAUUGGAACAAGUCCAUAUGUUUUCCAACAUUGACUUCGCUUACGCUCGAUGAAAUAAGCAUAGACAUCGAUGAGCUUCAAUCUUUCCUUCUGUUCACUCCACGACUCGCCCAUCUGAAAGUGAUUGGCAGUGUAGAUUAUUUUAGUGGAACAGAAUGGGAGCAAUUUAUUCAAAUACAUUUACCAAUGCUUAAUCAAUUCGAAAUCUUUCUGUUGAUACGAUUUAUGUCGUUAACUUCUUCUCAAGAUGCCGAAUCAAUUAUUGGGCCAUUACGAUCUCCAUUUUGGAUCGAACAUAAAAAAUGGUUUUUCACCUGCGAACAAGGUUUGCAGUCGUGUCGCGCAUACCUUUACUCGUUACCAAGUUGCCAGUCGACAAUGAAAUACAUAAUACCAUCACAGAGAAUCCUCCUCUCUACCUUGCCUCCUGAUUCAUCAACGAUGGACAAUAUGAAGAAUCUGACUGUGGCGUUGACAAACGAGUUAGUCGAUGAGUUAUUAGAGAAAAAGCCACAGCCUGUACUUCUCAAUACGAUUAAACUCUUGGUGGAUGUAAAGAGCGAUCGGCUAGUUAUUCCGCUCGUUUCACUCACAAUUUUAGUCGACCUAUCACAUCUUGUUGAAAUUGAAUUUGGAGAGUGUUAUCCUAUAUUAUCAGAUGGAGAUUUUGAUGUAGAUGCAUUUUCUGAUAUGAAGACUUUACUUCGACAAGCGCCUAAUCUUUCGUCCCUCCUGAUCAGCGACCAAUUCGCUUAUGGGUUCGGACUGAGUACGAUGGAUAUUUGUUAUCUUCUUUCACGUCAGAUCAAACAUUUACAACUACCUGUUAGCGAUUUAAAUGAUAUCAAACUUGUUUUGGAACAAUGUCAGUAUUUAUCAACUGUGCGAUUCACUGCCCGUCAAAGGAAACUUCCGACACAGAUUGUUCGAUGGAUAGACGAGAAUACAACCGGUUCAACAUGUCGAAAGAAUGCUGAUUCUGUUCAAGUAUGGCUUGGCAAGAAUAAUAUCGAGUCAAGUGAACCCGAAGCCACGUGUAAACGACCUAAAUUGAGUUCUGGUGAUAUUUAUUAA
Molecule: messenger RNA, 1719 nt
Organism: Adineta ricciae
Lineage: Eukaryota; Metazoa; Rotifera; Eurotatoria; Adinetida; Adinetidae
Source: the annotation of a GenBank genome assembly